This is a messenger RNA of Dovyalis caffra, 798 nucleotides long. NCBI's taxonomy places the organism in Eukaryota, Viridiplantae, Streptophyta, Magnoliopsida, Malpighiales, Salicaceae. The record is from the annotation of a GenBank genome assembly.
AUGUUGAACGAGGAGCAGAAUCCCUUUCCUUGUUUUCAGGCAAUCAGAUCUGAUGAUAAUGUUAGACUAGCUACGAUGCUCUUCACAGUUACCGGUGCUGCAACAGUCUUGUUUUUGUUGCUUAACAUUGCUAGGUUGUGCCAUGGAGGGGUCACAAGUCUUUACGUUAGGAAACCUGAAGCAUCAAUUGACAUGCCGAUUCAUGCUUUCCGUCAGCCUUCUGGUUAUAAUGCACCUGAGCAGGUUCACAUAACUCAAGGAGAUCAUGGUGGUAGAGGUGUUAUUAUUUCGUGGGUGACACCACUCGAGCGUCACCCGAAUACUGUGACAUAUUGGGCAGCAGAGGGAAAUCAUAGGCACAAGCACAAGACACAUUCCACUACUACGUUUUACAGAUACUAUAACUAUACUUCUGGCUACAUUCACCACGCCACCAUUAAGAGACUAGAGUAUGACACUCGAUACUUCUAUGAACUCGGAACUGGAGAAUCAACCCGCCGGUUUUCCUUUGUUACUCCUCCGAAAGCAGGACCUGACGUGCCAUACACGUUUGGGAUCAUCGGCAACACAUUAGAACAUUACAUGUCCAAUCCGAAAGGGCAAGCCGUGUUGUUUGUUGGUGAUCUUUCUUAUGCAGACCAUUAUCCUUUCCAUGACAAUUUGAGGUGGGAUUCAUGGGGUCGCUUUGUCGAAAAGAGCACUGCAUAUCAGCCAUGGAUUUGGACUGCUGGCAAUCAUGAACUUGAUUUUGCUCCAGAGAUUGUAAGACAUUUUAAACUGAUCAGUCGGCGAAACUAA